AUGACUCUAAUAGCUGGUUCUUGGGAGAAGUUUCUAUGGGGAUUCAAGCUCAAAUCUGAAACCCUAGUCCCACUUUUCUCAUACCCAUCUCAUAUCUCAGCAAUCAAAUGUGUUGCCAUCUCUGGUCCGGUUGCGGUCUCUGGUGGAGCAGAUGACUUCAUUAAAGUUUAUGAUAUAACCACUUCUUCAGAAGUUGGAUCUCUCAUGAACCAAACAGGGGCUAUUACUUGUGUCUCUUUCUUUAACUCAUCUUCACUUUCUUACCCUCGUAAUCUCCUCAGUGGUUCUGAAGAUGGCACUGUUAGUAUCUAUGAUGCUGAUCCUUUUGUGCAUUACAAAAGUAUACAAGCUCAUAGAAAAAGUGUUAACGAUUUGAGUAUACAUAAGUCUGGAAAGUUGGCAUUGAGUGUUGGUAGAGAUUCUUGUUUAGCUAUGUCGAAUUUAGUCAGAGGAAGAAGGAGUUUUUGCUGCAGGUUAAAUAAAGAAGCUUCAAUGGUGAAAUUUGAUUCAGAUGGGAGUAAAUUCUUUUUGGUUAUGGAAGAUAAAAUUUGUAUUCAUGAAGCUGAGGAUGCCAAGUUGGUUUUAGAGAUGAACAGCCCGAGCCAGAAGAGAAUUCUUUGUGCAGCUGUAUCUGCUAAUGGACUGUUGACUACUGGUGGGGAGGACUGUAAUGUGACAGCAUGGGAUCCAACCAGUGGGAAGGUAGCAUAUUGUAUUGAGAAAGCACAUUCAAACCGUGUGAAAGGAAUUGCAGUUCUGUCUAGCAGUACCGUUGAUGAUGUGGAAAACUCUGAAUCUCCAUAUCUAGUAGCUUCUGCAUCGUCAGAUGGAGUCAUAAGAGUUUGGGAUGUGCGCAUGGUUAAAAAGGAGCAGCCAAGUCCAUUUGCAGAGGUGAACACAAAAUCUAGGUUGACGUGUCUUGCAGGAUCCUCCAUCAAAAACCUGAACUGUGCUGGAAAUUCCUCAAAGUAAGAUGAGGAAAAUGAGUAUGUCGCUGAGAAACAGGCAACACAGCCCCCUUGUUUCAUGUUCCAAAAAUAUUCUUGCAGGAUCAAGGAUCUUUUAUAGUGGUCGGUUUACUGAUUCCAUUCAUCAUCCUUCAGUUUUGAUAUGUUGAGCAACAUAAAUUAGUACAUGUUUUUUAUUUUAUACAGCAUUUUCUCGAUUUGUGCGUGACAUCCUUGCGCCGGGUGCCACGCUAAUCUUCUCUGUAUCGUGUUCCAGUUU
Papaver somniferum (opium poppy) is the source of this 1227-nucleotide messenger RNA. Its product is annotated as p21-activated protein kinase-interacting protein 1-like. The transcript has a single exon. Gene Ontology annotation, molecular function: protein binding. The record is from RefSeq and is a predicted model, not a curated record. The coding region runs from base 1 to 972 and encodes 323 amino acids. Lineage: Eukaryota; Viridiplantae; Streptophyta; Magnoliopsida; Ranunculales; Papaveraceae.